CCUAUCAUUCUAGCGUUGGAGGAGCGGGGUUCGCUGUUUUAUCCGAGAAUCUCAAUAUACCAGAAAACGAUUUCUUCAAACCGGGAAAGGUGUUCCCCAUACGCAUGCGCCAUGCAAAUCUGUUCACAGACGACGAUGCAAGUUGCGACUUUCGCUUGGCAAGUUUGAAGUUUGCUGAUGAGGACGGCGGAGGGCCUCUUGAUUUGAUUUUCUCAACAGGUCGAAUGCCUUUAUUCUACAACUUGGCCGAAUUAGAAAAGCUGGACGGAGCUCUAGGAAAACAAGAGGACGGGUUUAGGAAAUGGUUGUUUGAGCGACCCAUCAAUUAUUGGGCAGCUGUAGACGGUAUGAGACGCGCACCGACUUCAUAUUCAUCCCAGGUUUAUUACAACCACUUCACCUAUCACAUGACGUUUUCUGACGAAAGCACCGAAUUGGUUCGGUUUCGACUGGUUCCCGCCGCGGACGUUUCAGAAAGUGGGCUUCUUAACGAACAGCAGCAAAAGCAAGCUUGGGUCAGAGAAAGACAUUCAGAUAUUGGUAAUCGUGAGAGCUACCUGAGUGAGGAAUACGAGUCUCAGGUUGAGAAGCACGGUGCUGUGAGGUGGAUUCUACAGGUACAGCUUCAUGAUGUGGCCGAGCUUUCCGGCUACAACCCAUGUGAGCUAUGGGACCCCGUAACCCAUCCAUGGCGCAAUGUGGCGGACGUCUUUGUAACAGGAAUUCUCCCUGCUCAAUUCACCGACAAGAUGGACUUCAACAUAGACAACAGGCCCGAUAUCCUCUCAUUUCCUGAGGCGAAAUCUGUUUUUGAUUUCAAGUCCGCCAACAAAGCACUUCAAAUUAUGUAUGAAUGUCACCAGACACGGAUGCAGCGUCGACAAGUGCUUCAAGACCCUGAGGAGAAAGUUUCCUCCUACGUUAUCACGUUGGAGUCCGGACAACAGAGCCGUUCCGGUACCCUUUCGUCAGUACAGAUAACACUUCAAGGUAAAACCAGACGCACAGGCCGACACACACUCAGCAACGUUUACCUGACGUCAGGACUUCAUGUGCACCUUGUCAAAGACCGGUCGAUAGGCAACUUGAUUGCAAUACAAGUUGACAUCCGUCAUCGGUUGUCCAGUGAUUGGUACCUCAACCGACUUUUAGUGACUUGCUUGGAAAGGAACGAAACUUAUGUUUUUCCUUGCUUUGCUUGGUUCACUGACGAUAACAAAACCAUGGUUCUAAGACCAGAUCCGGCAGUGUCUCUGCCUCAGAUGGAACAAUACACCAAGCUUGCGGUAGUCCGCAAGUGGGAGCUUCAGAAGAAGAAAGAGCAGUAUCGCUGGGCAGAUUCAAAGACCGUGGUCAAAACUCAGGUUGAAGGGCACAAUGAAGACAACCUCCCAGGGCGGAUCGCUGUGAAAGAAAUGAAACAUCUGCCUAGAGAUGCCCAAAUACCUGAGGAACGUAUAAAACACUUCUGGCACAACCUGAACGCUGGGUUCCUCAACCUCCAACUGGGGCGCCUGGCAUCUCUGAUUAGUGAAUGGAAGCACACUGACGACUUUAAAACCAUGGUGAAUAGGCUUUUGGAGAAGACUGAUACCAUGGACUAUGUUAUGGAGCAUUGGACUGAAGAUAAAGAAUUUGGGCGGCAGAUGUUGGAUGGAACGUAUCCAACGCUCAUUCGUCGGUUGGCAAGUCUUCCACCUAACUUCGUUGUGCCAGAUGACGCUCUUGUUGGUGUACUUGAUAGGGGACACACUUUGGGAGAAGAAAUCCAGGAAGGGACUAUCUUCAUGGUGGAGUAUCCAGACCUGCAAACAGUGCUGCGUUAUCCAGACCGUUACGUAGCAGAAGCCACCUGCCUCCUGUACGUACGCUCUGACGGAGCUUUGGUUCCAAUCGCAAUACGUCUUCAACAGUCCUCCGACAGCCAUGAGCUGAUUUGGACCCCCAACGACAGCCCGAUGGACUGGCUGUGUGCUAAAAUUUGGGUGAAGUGCGCCCACUACCAGUACCAUCAAAUUGUUGGCAGGAUGAUGUGCAGGUUAAUGUUGGAACCAAUUGCGGUGGCAUUGAACCGUUGCUUGUCUGUGGCUCACCCCGUGUAUCAGCUACUGCAGUCCCAUCUUAAGACCGCCAUUGGAAUCAAUGUGAUGGAUCGCCAGGUCUUUGGAGCGGGGUACAAUGAAUUUCUAGCAAUUGCUGACGGGGGACACAUCGCCCUGUUGAAGAAAACCUACAAGAAAUUCACCUUCAAGAUUUUGAACCUGCCGCUGGAUCUGGAGACCCGUGGUGUUGACGACCCAGCAGUUCUACCCAAUUAUCACUACCGCGACGAUGCGUUGGCCCUCUGGCAGGUAAUCCGGCAGUUUGUAGAAAAGAUGAUCUCACUUUUCUACCACUGCGACUCAGACGUCGCUGGGGAUGAAGAAAUCCAAGCUUGGAUCGAUGAAUGCCACUCCAAGGGAUUCCUUAACUGGGAAGAAAAUAUCGACCACGGGUUCCCUGACAAGAUCAGUAGCUUGGAAGAAUUAUCUGAGAUACUGACCAGUGUGAUCUUUACGGCAACUGGUCAGUACGCAGCCCUCAAUUAUUCACAGUAUGAUUACAAUACGUUUGCUCCCAAUAUGCCUUCCACAAUGAACAGACCACCACCUAAGGAAAAGGGUGUCGUCACCAUGAAGUCGAUCGUAGAAAUGUUGCCAACCAGACGACAGACCGCGUUCUCCAUUGCUGUUGCGUACGCGAUGUCUCGGCACGAAGGGGGUGAAGUGCUGCUUGGGAAUUAUCCAGAGUACAGUUUCACCGAGCCUGGGCCGAGAAAGGCGGUGGACAAUUUCCAGGGGGAUUUGAAGAAGUUAUCCAGUGCUAUUCAUGUUCGCAACAGAAAACUUGCGGUUCCGUAUCGCACUCUCUUGCCGGAGAAAAUCCCCCAUUUCAUUGCCAUAUAAUGAGUCUAAGGUCGUUUUGUAUAACUUCAUACUUGGAGCCCCGAGGUUUCAUGAGGUUUAAGCGGCGGUUCUCCUCCUUAUUCUUCCCAACGUCACUUUAAUGAUCAAGCGCACGUGAUGUGUGUGACAGUUUAGAAUGAGCAAGAUAAAUACACAGAUUCCAACGCUCCAACUACACUUUAUCAAGUUAAGUUGCCUAGUACUGGAACUUUUUUAACCUACGAUGAUACGAAUGAUAUUCAAGGGUUUCAAAAACCCACGUCAGCAAGUUUAUACAACUUUGCUCAAUAUAUUUUGUAUAUUUAUAUGGCGAAGGGUUUGUAAAAGAAGCAGCAGAAGCGGGGAAGGUGCACAUGCUUAAGCUUUUAGAUGACUGGUGAUGGUUUUUUUUCAUCCUUUUAAGUCUGUUCGAGGGAGAUCUACUUUUCCUUUUAAAUAGAGAAAAUACCAGCCCCUGCCAAAAUAAUGUCUACUAAGUGCGCCACAAUAAAAAAAUCCAAUGUGUAAAAAAGCAAUUAUUUACUGGUCAAUAGGGUGAUGGUUUAAGUAGCGAGAAAUUGUUAAAUAAUUCUUGAAAAUGUGUUUGUACCAAACUGUAUCCUACCGUAGACAUUUCAAACUUACUGUAUUAAGUUUUGCUUUUUAUUUGCUUCUACAAAAAAUUAUACAGCAUUAUGCUGCGGCAAUGAACAAACUGUACAACAUGCAGUAUGUUCUCUAUAAUCACAUGAACUAUGCUAACUUCACUUUUUUAUACAAAAUUGAAACUGAGACAGAUAUUGACGAUGAAAUAACUGUUGCUUUGAACAAUAAGUGUAUCAUUAAUAUAAAGUGAUAUACGUCUUCCAGUGCCUUUCUCCACAUUCUACAUUAAGCUACCUAUUCAACAUGGCACAUUUAAGGUAAAGCUCACAGAGCUUGCCAUUAUGUAAAUGCUUUUUAUAACUUCAUAUGUACAACUACACAAGUGAACUACAAUAUCAGCAACAAGUGAGCUUUUUAUAUCAUUUUACAAUGUAUUAUUCAUCAGAUGAUUAAAAACAAGAUGAUUCAAAUCUUUUAACUCUUGUGUUAUUCUAUAACAAUUGCUGCAAAUUUGUCAGUGUGAAAAUUCACCCAAAGAGAUUUUUAUAUUGCUUUUAAAUGUUCUUUAUUCUCCACCACUGACUUUCAUGUGCAUUUAAAUUAUCUAUAUACAAUAUUGUCAGAAAAUACUCAUAUAUUUAAAAAAAUGAAAAUCUGUGAACACAUUCUUCUACAAAAUUAUGAAGCUUGUUAAUAUACUCCCUGCGAAUCAAAUAAUCAUGUUACACAAACACCAGAAAUAACUUACAUUCAAUGCAAGCAUAAUUAUUUGGUAAAUUCACCUCUUAAUUACAGUUUCAUUUUGAAAAGAUGACAUUUACAGCUUGAAAAGGUGUGAUAAAAACCUAGCAAGAUCAGAGAAUUGCUUUAACCUAUUAAUGUUACAUGCACAUUUACGAACAGACAAUAAAAAUUAUAUCUUGUUUGUUUUUUUUGUUUUUUUUUUGGACACUUAUUCAUCAUAUGUAUUAGUCUUAAGGCUGUUAACAUUGUGAAGAACUUUUCAGCAAAUCAAGUGUUUAAAAAUGUGCUGACAUUUAAGGCAAAUCUAGAUUAGGAUUACAGAAGUACAGGCCACUUUUCAUCUUUACCAAAGAAUUUUAGUAAACCAUAUGUAAUGAUCACAAUCUUUAUGAGCAUGUUAUGACAGCACAGGUCAGCAAAUGCAUACUCACCGAAAUAAUUGUUUCUACUGCUCAUCUUAUUUAAAAUUUUACCUGACAACCUGAAGUAUCUAAAUUAGCUUUUUCUUAUGUUCUAAGUUCCUGUGUUAUGCGGGUCUGUGGUGUUGUUUUUACCAAAUAAGUGCAUGCCUGUAG
Lingula anatina is the source of this 4849-nucleotide messenger RNA. Its product is annotated as allene oxide synthase-lipoxygenase protein. NCBI's taxonomy places the organism in Eukaryota, Metazoa, Brachiopoda, Lingulata, Lingulida, Lingulidae. The record is from RefSeq and is a predicted model, not a curated record. Gene Ontology annotation, biological process: lipid oxidation. Gene Ontology annotation, molecular function: protein binding; heme binding; iron ion binding.